CGUCAGUCAGUCACCGGUUCAUGCACGCUCAGAGAUUCAGCUAUCCUCACAAUAACUGUGGCGUCACUCGGUUAGUCUUGUUUGAACACAGAAAUCAAAAUGGGAGAGCAACUGAGUCCAGAUGAGAAGUUUCAUCUCAUUACUCGUAAUCUUCAGGAGGUUCUUGGAGAGGAGAAGUUGAAGCAGAUUCUUCAGGAGAGAGAACUGAAGGUGUACUGGGGUACAGCGACCACAGGGAAGCCCCAUGUAGCUUACUUCGUCCCUAUGUCCAAGAUUGCUGACUUCCUAAAGGCUGGUUGUGAGGUGACCAUCCUGUUUGCGGACCUUCAUGCUUACUUGGACAACAUGAAGGCCCCCUGGGAGCUGCUAGAACUCAGGACCAAGUAUUAUGAACAGAUUAUAAAAGCCAUGCUGGAAAGCAUCGGGGUCCCACUAGAGAAGCUGAAGUUCGUUAAAGGCACAGAUUUUCAGCUCAGUAGAGAGUACACACUGGAUGUGUACAGGCUCUCAUCUGUAGUCACUGAGCACGACGCUAAAAAGGCUGGAGCUGAAGUGGUCAAACAGGUGGAACAUCCGCUCUUGAGUGGCCUGCUUUACCCUGGACUUCAGGCUCUGGAUGAAGAGUAUUUAAAAGUGGAUGCUCAGUUUGGAGGAGUGGACCAGAGGAAGAUUUUCACUCUGGCUGAAAAGUACCUACCAUCUCUAGGCUAUACAAAGCGCAUCCAUCUGAUGAACCCUAUGGUUCCAGGAUUGACUGGAGGCAAGAUGAGCUCCUCUGAAGAGGAAUCUAAGAUCGACCUGCUUGACAGGAAAGAGGAUGUGAAGAAAAAGCUGAAGAAGGCCUUCUGUGAGCCUGGAAAUAUCCAGAACAACGGUGUUCUGUCCUUUGUCAAACAUGUUCUCUUUCCCCUGCAUUCUGAAUUUGUUGUCAAGAGAGAUCCAAAAUGGGGUGGUGAUAAAGUGUACACAGUCUAUGAGGAGGUGGAGAAAGACUUUGCAGAAGAGCAAAUUCACCCAGGUGAUCUGAAGGCUUCUGUCGAGGUGGCCCUGAAUCAAUUACUGGACCCUAUCAGGAAGAAGUUUGAGACAGCUGAACUGAAAAAACUUACCAGUGCUGCUUACCCAGCGCCUUCCAAAAACAAGGGAGUGGCUAAAGGGAAUCCCAAAACUGCAGCGGAAGAGGACGAGAUCAUUCCCUCUAGGCUGGACAUGAGAGUUGGGAAAAUCAUCAGUGUGGACAGGCAUCCAGAUGCAGAUUCCCUGUACCUGGAGAAGAUUGAUGUUGGUGAGGCAGAACCUCGAACAGUAGUGAGUGGGCUAGUGGCAUACGUUCCCAAGGAAGAGUUGCAGGACCGUAUGGUGGUGUUGCUAUGCAACCUGAAACCACAGAAGAUGAGGGGCAUUGAAUCUCAGGCUAUGCUGCUUUGUGCCUCAGUUGAGGGUGAGCCCAGAAAAGUGGAGCCUUUGGACCCUCCAGAGGGGUCGUCACCAGGGGAACGGGUUUUCAUUGAAGGAUAUGAAUCAGGGAAGCCUGACGACGAACUGAAACCAAAGAAGAAGGUGUUUGAGAAGAUACAGGUGGAUUUGAAGAUCUCAGAUGAACUUGUCGCUCAGUGGAAGGAGAAAAAUUUGAUGACAAAACUAGGACAAAUCACCUGUAAAACACUGAAAGGUGGUAAUAUCAGUUAAACCUUCUCAUUUCCUCCAGCAUACCACCUUCAAAGUACUAAUGACAACACAGCGUCUUAACAGUGCCUGCAAAGAACCAGUUAUGCUCCUGUAUGGUUGUUUCAUCACUUUUAUCAUCAAAGGUCAAGAACUACUUAUUGAAGCAAGUGUGCUACAGUGCUCUUGUUUUACUCUUUACUCUUUACCAUGUUAUCAGCUUGUCUGCAUUGAACAGACAGCAUUGGAUAGCCGUCGAACUUCUCUUGAUGUUGUCCUCACAUCGUUCUCAAUAAGCCAGUUAUUUUACAUUGUACUCUUUGUCUCCACUCCCGUCUGUCUGAAAGCUUAUAUUACUCCUGAUAUUCCUAAUUUGGCAUGACACGUGAGGGGUUAAACAGAUAUCUUCCACUGUCCUGCAUCUCAGGUUUUUUUUUUUUUUUCUGGUGCCAAGAUCUUAAGUCACUUGCAUUCACAUCACAAAUCAGUCAAGCACAAAGGUGCAAUUGUGUGUGUUACAGCUGAUGUAUGUUCAGAGUAAACCUAUAGAAUAAAGUGAAACGGUUAUAUCGCAGAAGUACGGGUGAUGGAGAAUAUCAUGUAAUUCCAUGCAAGACCUGGCUUUGUUGUAAAACAAUUUGGUAAUAUGGUAAACUUGGAAAUUUGCUGGACUCAUCAAAAAUAAGGAUUAUUCUUAUUCUCAUAAAACUCUGAAAUAAACAC
This is a messenger RNA of Chanos chanos (milkfish), 2388 nucleotides long. It is a transcript of the gene yars1, whose product is annotated as tyrosyl-tRNA synthetase 1. The coding region runs from base 100 to 1689 and encodes 529 amino acids. Gene Ontology annotation, biological process: tyrosyl-tRNA aminoacylation. The record is from RefSeq and is a predicted model, not a curated record. Gene Ontology annotation, molecular function: ATP binding; tyrosine-tRNA ligase activity; tRNA binding. Lineage: Eukaryota; Metazoa; Chordata; Actinopteri; Gonorynchiformes; Chanidae. The transcript is spliced from 14 exons.